Messenger RNA from Spirometra erinaceieuropaei, 11090 nucleotides. The record is from the annotation of a GenBank genome assembly. NCBI's taxonomy places the organism in Eukaryota, Metazoa, Platyhelminthes, Cestoda, Diphyllobothriidea, Diphyllobothriidae.
AUGAAUUUCAUGGGCAUUCUGAAUCAACCAGCUCAAAAACUUCAGACAGUGGACUCAUCUGUGGGUCUUCUUCAAAUCAAGCCGGAGGUUCAGGGUAAGUUCCUGCCUUGCUGCGCGCUGUCUGUUGAACAUUUUCCACAUAUGACAUUCCGCCUCAUUUCUACUAUUAGUCUUGGAAUCACAAAUUGUGUGCAAAGCUGGUGAUCAGCUUUGGUCGGCAAAGCACCCUUCACAAGCCGAACUUACGACUAAAAACAUUAUUCUCUCAGUAACGGACGCAGCAUCCACCCCCUCCGGUAGGUAGCUCGUUCCAUUGCACACCCCUUUAUAUACAGCUUUUGUGCUAUGACUAAUCCGUGUUUCUUUCUUUUUUCGUCAGAUUAUCGGUCCUUUGUAUGUAACCUCUGUAAUAAAGCCUACAAAUGGAAGAAGGAUCUCCAAAGACACAGCCGCCUGGUGCAUCAACGUAGGUGCCCUUUUCAGCAUUUUCUUUUUUCACGUUUUUGUAUGUCCGACUAUCAUAUCACAUGAGCUGAAUUGCUAUUCGAUCAUUUUCAAACGAAAUAGUUUCCGACUUUUAACCUUUAGUCGGGACCAGUCUUCAACUAUGCUUACCAACUGGGGCGAUUAUCACCCAUUAUAUAUUAGUUCUUUCUCCUGCCAACCUUUUCACACCGAAUCACUCCAGUAUAUGCAUAUACAUACGUUGGAAUACGGGCAGAAAAGAAAUAUCUCUUUAGAUUAUAUUCCCACAACGGAUACUCGGAUGACUUUCUAUGUCAGUAGACGAAGCAUCAUGAGUUCAAACAAAAAGGUAUUUCAAACUCUACGGUCACCCAGGCACCACAAAUUCACCUGGCGAACUCUCCCAUUUCAGCCAUUUAUGCACUCCACCCUUCGUCAGCGUCGCCGUUUUUGCCAAAUGAGGUCCUAAAAGAGCCUUGGUCUCAAUCAAGUCCAUACCGGCAAUAGUAGAACUUCCGUCCAACCCUAAAUGCCUUCUUUUGCGUUUUAUUUGUCUACCUUUCAAGUAUCAGACUCGCGGUGCAAGCAAGCAGCUGAACAGACCUGGCAGAUUAAACAGUUGCCUCAGCCCGGUGACGAACUCAGGUCCAAAGCGAUGAUUUUGUCCGUCACACAGACAACAUCCACUCCCUCUGGUAGGUCCUAUAGUUCUCAGCAGGACAUGUAUUUAAACGCAUUUACAGCACUCCUGCUGAACUCACCAUUUUAUACUCUCUUAUUUAAAUCAUCUUGCUAGAUUUCCGGCCGUUUGCCUGCGGACUGUGUGGGAAAGCCUACAAAUGGAAGAAGGAUCUACAGAGGCACAAUCGGCGUGUGCAUGGACGUGAGUAUUUCUGCGUCUUUGCACCUCCAUCUCCUUUUCUAACUUUCCUCCUCCCUCCAGAUGCGAACUUUAUUAUCAUUCAUCGGGGUAUCUUGCCGGCUUGCUCGCAUAUAACUUCUCGUGGGAAAAGACUAUUGUCCGUCUGAACUUUUUUGGACUGCAUCCAGUGUCACAUGAAAAUACGAUCCGGACAUCUAUCUGGGUGCAGGAUGAGGAAGUACGGGCGUUCCGUUUUGCCUCGAAGCUUCGACUGAGCUGGAUUUCGGUCUGAUGCUCGCGAAUAGUUGGCUGACGAUAGUUGAUAAACCGGAAAUGUUCAUUUCCGUUUCCAUCUUUAUUCAUCGAUGGCACCUCCUGACCCAUUGGUCGAGCAUCUCAAUCUGAUUUACCCGCAAUUGCAAAGUUGGGCCUGUGGCUCGACAGUCUGUUGGCCACCCACUAGACACCUACUCGACAUCAAAUGAUGUCGAACUCCAUGAAGCAGUUGACAUUCGCUAUUUGAACAAGGGGAGAUAAACCGACCCGCCCAACAUUGUGCAUAAUAUCGUGACGCGACAAACGACGAUCACAGGAAGAAUGACCGUCCACUUGAUACUCAAUUACCCUCCGUAGGCCUCCCGCUAACACAUUAAGUAAUGUUUCCGGCCAUAGACUAGGGGAGACUGUCUUCUUUCUGCUAGGAGACCAUCAACAAGAUUACACUGUUUAGCCAUCUACUACCACUUCUACUACUGUUGUCAUGUUCUUUAUCUGUGUCUGGCGAAGUCGGCGCCAUCGAUGUCCUCUGCUCUACCCUUCAACGCACGACGAUCAGCGACAACAAACUUCAUGAACCCAGCCUACCCUCCCCUCCUGCGUUGGAGGUAAAUCACCAGACUCCUACGACCCAUCUCAAUCUUUUGAUGGACUGAUUUGAGCCAUGUUUUGAGCUGACCUUUUUCUCACCUCCAGUGAAACAGCGGCGUUGAUGCUAGAACAACACUCGACACGUAGGCGGGUGACAUUCUCGCGAGGCUGUCGUGGUCAGGGCUGAAUGUCUCAUAAUUUACUUGGGAGAGUCGUUGAUCGAAAACUGCCAGUUUUUUCUCGUAUUCUAGAACACGGCCCAGCAUCACAAUCGACCGAGAGGACAGACGGAGCUUACGAACGGUACACUCGGACUUUUAUUUUAGUUGGGUUAUCGCUGCAGUCGUAGACGACGUGAAGGUUUUGCGAAAACAUCGUGAGUGACAUUAAUCCGGACAGCGAUGCCCUUGCUCUGUCCGUUAACCAAGAGCUUGGCUUCAAGAUACGUGGAAUUUGUCUGGUUGGCAUGCCGACAAAGAGGACUGAGACCAGUCUGACCAUCUGCCGUCAUUAACCGGACGUCUCCCAAAACGAGGUCGCGACGACUUGAAAUUUGAACCCCACACCAACCGAGGACGUUACACACUCGCUCAUGCUGCUGCUGCUGCAGCAGCCACUCAAUUACGUCCUCCAGAGUACCAGUUCUCCUCAUCUGUCCAAGCAUUAAAAACGGAAGCUGGCACACUGUUGUUUCCCCGUUUUUUUCUGUUUCCCGGAUCUCAGUCCUAGUGAGCAUUUUGAUAUCUGCUGGAUCAUGAGGCUCCAGUCAAACCACGCCUUAUCCGUUCUUAGUGAUGCCCUCCUUAGGCAAUACCUGGUAAGGUUCUUUAGAACAUAACCAGAGCAUCUGACUUCACAUCUGACCCUGGCAUAUUACGGCCACAUCUACCAGUCGCCUACUAACUAUUAGACUUUUCCUUCUAACUGGCAAACGUGCCAAGAAAAGUCAUUGUAGUGCCCGCAGAAUAUAGUGAGUCAGAAGUUUGUAACUCCUGGUAACCGCCUCAUCCUGCAUCCCCUCAGGGACAACUUUGUGCGAUCACUUUUCCCCAGUUCCUAAGAUGCUGGGAGAAGCUUUCAUUUCUCAACUUGAAAAUAGGAGAGUCGAAGUGGGUAUUAUUGUAACUCCGACUGAUUAAAAAGCCCGCAACCGCGUGCCGAGAGUCUUUUCGAACAUUUUUUCGGAUAGGGUUUUGUUUCGUCCAACAGUUCCUACUUGAGAGAGAUUUCUGACGAAAUGCCGUAGCCAAACUGCUCUCUAGCCUGACAAGACCGGUUUCUGCCCUCUGAACAUAGAGUUUGUUUCGAGUAGAGGGUACAUUGACGACGAACUAAGGCCUCUGCGUCUCCUCGACCGGGUCGAUAGGAGGGAAGUGCGGACCUCCAAUUUUGGGGCUCUCACCUGUUUUCUACGAGAAGGGCUGUACGUAAGGACUUCCUCUUCGAGCGGCAUUUUGUCUUCAUCGCUGCCUAUGAACAUUUACCUUCGAAUUGGUUUGUAGUCAGUAAGGCACGCACAGCGUCCACUUCUCUGUUGAUAACCACUUUCAUUGUAUCACAAUGAGAAGGUCCAGGCGAUGACUGGUGUUGUUAACCACACAUCUAUGCUCUGCGCGCAUACACACGUACCCAUGCCUACACAAGAGUGCAAACUGGAGUUAGUCAAAAUCGGAUCCCAUAUUGAUGUGAGUUGCCGUAAAGGCCACUCUAAGAAGCGAGUAUUCGCGUCUGCCCCUGGCCCAGAGGCCGUGCAAGUCACCUCGUCAUUUGGAAACUCCCUGUUUUUUGAUAGUCGAAAGUACCCCCGCCUUCUUAAUUUAGGGAAGGUAUGCGCUGGAUCGGCCUCUAAUCGCGUAUUAAAUUCGUGUCGAGUUUGACUCUUCGAACACUCAAUUUCGCUUCGAAUCCGCACCGAGCUCAGUUAGCCAAUCCCAGCACGUGCAUUUCGGGCAGGGUCAGAUGACAGGACUCCAAGGCCAACCUGCGACCUGUUGCAUGCUAACCUUGAAAUUAUUUGCUAGUCGGAUUACGACUCGCAGUUCAUUCCUCUUAGGGUACCAUUGGCAGACCGAACUGUCAGGUAGCACUGGGCACAUUGACUAGCACAGUUUAAGGCCUCCACAUGCUCUGGUUUAAGAGUGCUCAGCGAACAAGGCGUGAUCAUGGUUGAUUUUUGAUGAUUAAAGGACAGACGCAUCGUCUGAGCGUUUGCUUAGUUCUACGCGUGGACGCGAGGCCGAAUCGUCUUGGACUAUCGACAGUCGAGAAUGCAUUGAGUACACGCUGCAAAACGAUUGACCACUCACUGUGUUUUGUUUUUUUCUCUCUGUUUUUCAAGAGUCACAAAUUCAGCAGAAGCCUGAAGACCACCAGCAGCCUCAACAACAGUCCUGGCCUUUGAAGCUGCCUCCACAGGGCCAGCUGAUUGAUAAGAACCACAUUCCCUCAGCGGCGACAACGACGACGACUGAGGCGUCCACCAGUCCUGCAGGUAGGGCCGGCAAAUCCUUGCUUGCUGCCAAAAAAGCGAUCUUUUGUGGCCGCCUGCCAGUAAAGAGGUUAGGUUUUGUCCGUAGCAUCUACCUGACACUUUGGUCUCAUCUCCUGUCCCAGAUUUCCGACCGUUCGUUUGUGAACUCUGCAGCAAAUCCUACAAAUGGAACAAAGACCUCCAGCGCCACACCCGCCUUGUGCACGAACGUAAGUCGCCAGCCGGUUUGAAGUUGCGCUCCUCCUUAUCUACCACGUUUUAUCCUGAUCGAAGUACUCGAUAGGCAGCGAAUGAAGGCAGCAGCAUGCCGUCGUUGCGUGUAGUUUUAAGUCAGUCUGGUAAUUCGACCGCCACGGACGACGACAUUCGUUGCGUGUCCCACGUAGUAGACGCAGCUCAGGCGACUUGAGCGCGAACUGUUGUGGGGUAGACUUGAGAGGCACGUACCAAAAAGCCUCUUUCCUCACCCACUCAUUUCUCCGACGGCAUGAGAAUGUCAAGACUACCGGAAGCGGGCUCACUCGCAGUGGUUGACGCACGUUAAAUGACCCGUUUACGCGUGCCACACACGACCUGGUCCCCGCUGUACGGUGGAUGUGGAACAUCAUGAAAUUUUGGUCGAAAUUCUUAGACAGAUUUUUUUAUCUGAUAGGAUUACUUGAGGAGGUUUGUCAUGUUAGUUGUCGUGCAGCACAAUCUUAAGAUAUUUCAGUCACGCCGAGAUGCAGGAUUUCGAAUGAGCUUUCUUCCCGGGCGGCUGCCAGAACCACAGCCUGUAAAAACGACUACUUAAGUAUUAUGAACUUCUGCCAUUGAUUUUCGAUGCUCUUAUACAUUCAACUAUAUAUAAUAGAAAACGUGCAAAACAUACUCUUUUUUGUACACAUUUGGUAGCAAACUAGGUCUUCUGUAAUCUUUAUAUUCAAAGGGAGAGUGUGAUUUGGCUUUUAAAAACCUUUUCAACUCCUGAGUAAUUUUUGUCCCACCUGCCGUUGCAAUUGCGUUCAGCGUUUCCAAUCUACAUGCUGUAUACAUCCCGCCAAGGCGAUAUCACAUCUUUCUCUAUGCAGUCAAGAAGACACCAUAUAGGGCUCACACAAUUGUGCUGGGGAUGUGGAUCAAGUUUUGCACUCAAUGAGUGGCAUUAACUAACGUAUUGAUACGAUGCUGUAUGACUGGGCUCUUCCCGGUAAUAAAAGAUCUCAUAAUUAUAAACUUUUAAAACCGAGAGAUCCUCUCUUUUGAAAUAGAAAAUCUGAAAAAGACGUAAUUUGCUAUCAAAUGAGUACAAGAAAGAUUAUUUCCUGCCCGUUUUUGUAAAGUAUAGCUGAAUAUGUAAGUGUGUUGAAAAUUAAUCGGAAAAUUCAUACUACUUAAGCAGUCACUCUGUUGAGUGUAGUCCUGACAGACGGACGAAAAGAAGAUUACUCACGAGUAAGCAUUCCCGGUGUGACUGAGGUACCUUAGGGUUAUUGACCCAACUGUGAAAAACUCGGCGCCUCGGUGGGAUUCGAAUCCACGCAGUAAGGGGAAGGCUUUAGUACAGCCAACGCUCUAACCACCUGAGCUACGAGGCCCCGCCGGACGACCCUACUUAAGUAAUCUUAUCAACUCGAAAACAUAUUUUAGAAUUUCCGCCGACGUCUCAUGAGACAACUCAUUUACUGUAUGUGCCAGGCCGCUGUAAGGGCCCCUCAGGAGUUGCCUGACUGAGAGUGUCAUAAAGGCCACAUAAAGAAGGGGCCAUUGCAGCCUGAUUCUCAGACCUGCGAAGGGGUUCAGUUUACCCCGUCAGCUGGCAACCCUCAAAACCACUGUACCUAACGCAUCGUUAUGGAUUUAGAAUUAUUACAGUAAAGACUGCGCUGAUGUGCCCUGAAGAUUCAUUCCGAAGUGUAGACCUCACUCUCUGGCUGACUUAUGAUGACGGCUGACAAGCCAGAAAUGGUCAAUUACAGUCUCCUUUGUCUUUGUUAGUAAUGCCAUGCUCUCUCCCCCUGCUUCCCCCCCUCCCUUACCCUAUGCACCUGUCAACCACCGGGUGUGGAAAUUUGGCGCAGUGGCACUCAUGUACGACAGUAGCUAUGACCUCGCACUGACUCAGCGCAGAUCGAUAAACGCCUGCCGUAGGCCAAUCUGACCUCCACGGCGCAGCCCAUUAUCGGAGACAAUGGAGUACACCUCCCAUAUCACUGAUAGCACGGACGUGCCACUGCAGGAAGGCCUAUACAUGCUGUUUCCUGGCCUGCUGCCCUCCCGUCCACUGAUGCCUACAGGCCUACAUGCUAGAUCCUUAAAUGUCCAGGGCUAGAGGGGUUUGAAUUAGACUCCCAAUUCCGCGGAAGUAGUAUGCACUUAGCAGUUGUCUGUAUGUGUGGGGGGUGUACGCGGCCAGACCUCCAUAAACGUCUGCGGAGUUGCGAUAGAUGAUGACUGCGUUCAUUUUACCCACUGAUUCGGACGUGUCACUGGUUCAGGCUGGGAGAGGAAAGCGCGGUUGUGCUCCUCACAUGCCUAUUCGUGUCUAGGAAACAGCUCGUAUGCGCCAGGCAUAAAGUAGAUGUGCUGUCUCAUGGAGUGUUAACUGAAAUUCUGAAGAAUGUUUUCGAUUCCAAAAUAUUGCUUUAGUGGGACCGUAGAAUUAAUCAUCGUGCAGCAUAAUCCUAAAAUAUUCCAGUCACGCCGGGAUGCCGACUUUUGAAUGAGCUUCUUUUCGGCCAUCUGCAUCUGUUUAAGUAGUAUGACCUUUUCCUAUUUAUCUUCGAUGUCCUUAUAAAUUCAAAUAUAUUUUAUAGAAAACGUGUAAAGGACGUUCUUUUCCGCACUCAGAGCUUCUUUUCGGCCAUCUGCAUCUGUUUAAGUAGUAUGACCUUUUCCUAUUUAUCUUCGAUGUCCUUAUAAAUUCAAAUAUAUUUUAUAGAAAACGUGUAAAGGACGUUCUUUUCCGCACUCAGAGAGAGAGGGAGGGAGGGAGAAGGAGAGAGAUUUCUCUAGACAUUGGAAUGUCCAUCCAUGCAGCACCACAUCAAAACGUUUAUUAAUGCUACUUAUAUGACGUUUUCUUAGUAGUGUAUGGUGACGUAGGAUUUCUCCUCCACGGAAAGUAUACAGCUCGUUAAGUGAAAACGCUGAACGCAAAUGCAACGCCAGAUCGACCUCAAAACUAUUCAGGAAUCGAGAAAAUUUUUAUAAACUGCAAGAUGCUCUUUUCAAGUAGAAAAAAUUGAACAAGACGUAAUUUGCUACCAAAUAAGUACUAGUGAGGGAGGGGACAUUUUAUGCAUGUUUUGCGAAUAAUGUGUUUGAAUUUGUAAGCGAACCAAAAAUCGAUCGGAAAAAUCCACACUAAGGUGAUCGUUUGCACAGACUACAGCGCAUCUACUUUAGGUUGGGGGGCUGUACCACGUCGACCUUUGAACCCGCGCCCAUCUUUUUUGUUUCGACUUAUUGUCGAGACAGUAGCUGUGAACAGUGGGUGCGGUAGACGCUGCGCAAGUUCCCUCCGGUGCAACCAAUUAAUUCACGAGUCCCAUGUCUCCCAGACGGCGGUGGUUGCCUCCGAGUGCGAUGGAGGAAGGAGUAGCUGCUUUGGUGUGUCGCUAUCCAAGCUAGCUGACCAUUCCGCUCUGGCGCCGUCUAACCGGAACUAUCAUGUGUGGUGAUAAGCAGCCAUGCCGGACGCAACGGCCUAGACUAACUAAUUAAGUCAGGUGGCGGUAGCCGACGUUUCUUAUAAACACUAGUGAAUUUGUAUGCAAAGUCUACGUCAAUUGUGGACGAAGGACUAGCCUUGUCAUCGCACGUGUAGUCCGGAGCCAGAUUGGCGCCUGCACCCCAUAUCGACAGUUAAUCGUCUUCACCUAGGCUUUCCAGUGGAUCACUGUGUGUUUUAGCCUUGCUUUAAGUUCGGGAAGUUAGGUUUCCCCCUGAAAUUCGGCGCAAAGCUACCCGUAGUACGUUGGGGAGUCCAUAUUCCGUGCCCGCCCCCCCUUGAUUCAUAAGCAAAACAGGUGAGAAAGACGGCCUUCCGUUUUUUCGUUGUCGUUAGACCGCCUGCGUUGUCUGGAUUAUGUCCUUCGCCUGGUGGUAGUCUACCCGGCGCCUCUGUGAAUGGCGAUUAGCGAACCGGCCUUCAGUAUGAGCAACCUGUGAAUCGAACUCUAGGCCCCCGAGUCUGACGUAUAAGCAUUCGUAAAGAAUGGAGAUACGAUCGCUGGAACAAGAGCUUUAUUAGCCUUACGUUUCGGAUUCCUGCUGGGACCCAUCAUCAGAGACAAUAGUAGAUAUGGGUAGUUUAUACACAAGGGGUUGAAGUAUUUGUAGGAUUCAUUCAUCGUACUACUACAUACCUACGAAAAUUCACGGCUUCCCCAAUGGUCCCCAGUCUAUUAACAGAAGCACUGACCUUCCCCUUCCAUAUUCGGUGCUGCGACUUCGCCUACGCGGAGUAAUUAGCCACUUGCGGAGCGCACAAGUGAACACUCUUCCCAAUGCCAUGGUCGGUGGGUCCGAUGGUCUAGCGUUCAUCACACCAAUAUCCAACGCCCGUGAUGAAAUUGGAACGAUUAACGACGCGAAUGUCGGCUAUCGAACAGUCAUCAGACGAAGUGCGACAAUCCUCGAUGAGGGAGGGAGCCGUGGAUUUUCAUAGGUAUGCGGUACCAUGGCAACUGCAUCCCUUGUGCAUGAACCACCCGUAUCUGCUUUUGUCUCUGAUGAUGGGCUCGAGCAGGAAUCCGAAACGUCAUGCGAAUAAAGUUCUUGUUCCAGCGAUCGUGUCUCCUUCACGACUGCUUCCUGGUACUCGUCUCUUUGCUUCUAUUGGCAACUUAUUUGGGUGCGAUACGCUCCGAUCGGACCGGCGAUGGGAAACAUUCGCCCGUCGAGAGGCCUCUACGUAUGCGUAGAUCCGGUUUUUGCACAGGUGUCUCGACAAUAAUGUAUUGCCGAAAUGCAUUCCAUACAAGCCCCCGGUGAACACGGAUUUGGCGAGACGAGCAGUAUUUCAACAUGGCAGAAGAAUGAUCUGAGUGCUUCUCCAAGAUUGCCACGCGAGACUUCACAAGUACUGUAAGAGGAUUGACCAAGAGGCGACCAGAUGUUGUGAGCUUAUGGGCAAGAUCGGUACAAAUCUGCUCCUGCAGAGGAUGACUGGACGAGCCCGCAAACAGAGAGUGACACGCCACGCAGCACUUGACAGCAGACUUCGAAAGCUGCCCAAUUCGCCGUCGCCCAAAAGCGACGAACUGGUGCACAACCCGUCUUCAAAGGAGCCGACAAACGAUCAGAUGCAGGUUUCACGUGCGAAGCUUCAUCCAACACGGCCGACGCCUAAAUUGCCAACACGAUCACGGCGGCGACUUCCUUGUCAGACAGAAGCGUCGGAGGAGACUAAGAGCCUCAUCUGACUUGCACAGCACCUACCGCACUCUCACCCUCCUGGGUCAAGUGUCAUUAGAGAGUCAAGAAAACUGGAGACAAGAUCGGACGCAGUGACUGCCAAAGCUAAGCAUGCCACACGCCCUGUCCGUGCACAACUGACCAGGUUUUCAUAGAGACAGGAAAGGGGCGGCGGGCAGCCAACCUGAGUGGAAGUGCCAUAGUGGCUACAUGAGAGAGGACCCACUGCGGCCCGUCUCUUUUUCCUGAAAGGGUGACUGAGUUGUCCCAUCAGCCUUCCAAGCCACAGCUUCCAGCGCAGCGUCAUAAUGCAUAAGCGGGAAGUAAACGGCCAAUUAGAUUUGCUAGAUUCUUGCCACCUCAGCCUCCCGCCAGCUGUCUGCAUCCAAGCGGGCCGGUUUUUUUGGUACCGAAACUUUUAGGUCAGGUAAUAUUCUCGUCUGUCGCUCGCAAAACUCCCAUGUCGAAAGCUCUAUAAAAUUCCAACACAAUCACGAAUCUUAAAUCUGAAAUCCGGUGUUACUUUGCAACCCAGGGCGAAUGGCUGCUACUAAGAUCGCUAUGUCACCAACCGAGUGAGUUCCGUAAAAACGAUCGGUGAGCACCCCUCUACCAUUGUACAUUCCCGAUCGCAACCGACAGGACAACAAGCUCGUGGCUCAGUGAUUAGAGGUGUUGGACUUCUAACUAACAGAUCGCGAGUCCGAGCCCCGGAUGUUCCACACAUCGGGGUUGGGUAUGACUGGCUGACGGCGACGACGACGAUGACCAAUAAGUUAGAAAUGGCCAUUCCAGUCUCCCUUGUCUUUGUCGGUAAUACCAUUCUGCCUAUAUUGUGCGGCUGCUGAUUGGGCACAAUGGGACGAGUGAGUUCCGUAAAAACGAUCAGUGAGCGCCCCUCUAAUGUCGGUAACACGAAAACUAACUGCCUGUCUUACACUAGCUUUGCUUUUUAUUUCAGGCCUUCCGGGACUUCUGACUCCUCGCCCACCUGCAAUCUCUUGA